UCUAUUUUCUGUGCACUUUGUGCUGCCUGGCUCCUUGUUGUAGCCUGGACCAGCCUGGUGAUGAGCUCGCCCUGCUGUUCUAGCCCUUCUCCACUUCCUCUUUUCCCUUUAUUGCAAAAUAGUAAAAGAAUCCCAGGUCCUCCUCCCUCUGCUCUCUCCCUCUCCUCCAAACCCGCCCCUUCAAUCCCUUCCCCUCCCUCCUCUCUGUCCAUCUGCUCUGUACUGUCUGGUAGGACACCUUUUGUUGUUGCCAAAGCUCGACCUGUUGCAACUCGCCCAUUUUUAUUUUUAGCCUCCUUGUGAGAAAGACCCACCUUCUGUAUUCUUAUAAAUCAUGACCGCCCCUCUGACGUUCCCCUCGCUGCCCAGCGAGAACAACUCGCGCUCCUCGUCGCCGGUGGCCGACAGUAAGCCAAAGAAGCCAGCACGGCGGCCCAACAAGCCCAAGGCGCCAAAGCAGGCCAGGACCGAGGAGACCGCAAAGAAGGCCGCAGAGACCGCAAAGAAGGCCGAGCACAAUAAGCGCGGGUCAGGCAGCCGGCGCACGCGCGCCAAAACAGAGGGCACCAAGCCGCAGGAGAAGCCGCAGGCAGGUGCCCAAGCAGAAGCCGGCGCGGAAGAACCAGGCGCGGCGCAAGACCGAGGCGGCAACGGAGAACUCCCCUGGGCUGCAGCGCGCCAUGAUCGUGCAGGGGGAGAACGGGCGCGCGCGCGUGCUGUUCUCCGGCCUGAGCCCCAUGGACCAGGUGGCCGAGGAGACGCCCCGCGCGCCCCCGGCAUGCCAGUCCAAUGCGUACGCGACCGGCGGCUACUUUGCCAAGCGCCGCGCGUCCGUAUCGAACGUCGGCCUGGCAGUCGACCCCAGCCACUCGAUCCGCAUCCCAGCCAUUAUGUUCCAGAAGCCCGCGGAUCUGGAGCAGCCCGGCGCCCCGCACACGCCGGUGUCGAACCCGAACACGCCCGAUCCCAAGGACGGCGAGGGCCUGGCGAUGAAGCGCCUGCAGGACAUGAUCUCGUCCAUGCGCAACCUGACGCCCAAGCAGCCGCUGAAGCCCGCGGAAAUCACCCUGCCGCCCACCCCCGCUGCCCACCCGACGUCGCGCUUCGACAGCAUCCUCGAGGAGGACGAGGAUGACGAGGCUGAAGGAGCAGGAGCUGAUCGACGAGCCCGACUCCACGCCCGUCAGCCACUCGCAGACCGUGCUGGCCGCGUAAAUACGGAGUUCCUGACUCCCCUACCCACCCACACCUUGUACCAAUUUCUUUUCCUUCUAUCUCUUUGCCAUAUUUCCAAAAACUGACUUCAUAAACUGUC
This is a messenger RNA of Linderina pennispora, 1315 nucleotides long. RefSeq lists its product as uncharacterized. The record is from RefSeq and is a predicted model, not a curated record. Bases 335 to 1135 code for a protein of 266 amino acids. The transcript is spliced from 2 exons. Lineage: Eukaryota; Fungi; Kickxellomycota; Kickxellomycetes; Kickxellales; Kickxellaceae.